GUGUGUGUGUCAUACUAUUUGGGGGUCCUCAUUCCUAGAGGACUGCUUGGUUCAGCAGCGUUUCUCCUUGCAUUGAGAGAGUUUGGUAUGACUCCCACAGGACAACAUACACAGAUGCAUGAUAUUGGCUCUGACGUCUAAGGGCACAGCAGAUAGAAGACCAUGGAAGAACUCACUCUGCUACUCUGGCUCCUGAUAGUUCCUCUUCAAUCAUUUGUACUUCAGCCCAGAGUGGAAAUGAUCCUCAUAGAAGACUCGGUCAGAGAAACAGAUCCCUGGUCAGACUGGAGACCUGAGAGAUUGAGGGAGACCACAACAGCAGACGAAGAGGAGGGUGAAGAACUCACUGCAACCCACCCUGAAGAGGGGAGGGAGGAAGAGGGGAGGAGCGAGGAAGGACUAACUCUAGAGACGGAUUCUGAGAAGUGGAGAAUAGAGGAGGAGAAGGAGGCAGCAGAGCAGGAGGGCCAUGAGGAAGAGCGAGGGAUGGAGGAAGAGAGAAAGCUGGUUGGAGGGCUUGAUUACAGAGAGAAGAAGAGAUUUGAAAAUGGGGAGAUAGAAGCUGAUGAGGAACAUGAAGACGAGGAGGAGAGAAGAGAUAAUGGAGAGGGGAGACAUGAAGAAGGGAUUAGAUCAGAUGAUGAGGAGAGAGGUGUUAAGGAAAAGAGAGCAUAUGGAGGAGAGGAGAAACUAGAAGAAGACCGGAGAGUUGGGGAAGUUAAAGAACCCAGUGUAGAUCAAGGCGAGAGAGACUACUUAGUUGUUACACACAUAGACCUCCCCCCUCCAACCAGCACUUCCUCCUCUCCUGUAGAAAAAGUAACAGACACUCAACCUGUCAAUCAAGCUAUCAACAAACCCAUGUCCCCUCCCCCUGCAGCUAUGCCUGUUCUACUUUAUGAUGUCACUCCUCCACCUGCCACUCAUCAUGACCCUCCCCCAGUUACACCUGCUACCUCCUCUCAAGUUCCAGAGUCUGCCACUCAUGCUCUCGCUCAACCUGCCAGUCAUAUCCAAGACCCGGCUCCAGAGGCAGAGGAGGCCAUCUCAUUGGCGGACAGUGAGCUCAUUAUGGUUCAGAGUGUGACUGACAGCUCCCAGACCAACCGCAGUGAGUGGGAGAGUUUUGUUUUGCAGGCAAUGGAGGUCAAAGUUGGCCCAAUUGUCAAGGUUUCAGUCAAUGACAAUCAGACUGAGAGGAACAGCAUUGUCUUUCUCAAAGAGACAGAAAAUACAUUCAAGCAGCUAAAGUCUACAGACAAACCAAAACAAGCAAAACCCACAGCCAAGGAACUGCAACCUACAGCCAAACCAAAAGAGAUGACAAAACCAACAGCCAAACCCAAAUUGACGGUACAGACAAACUCCACACCCAAAACACAACAGACAAACCAUACACCCAAAACACAACAGGCAAAACCCACAGCCAAGGAACUGCAACCUACAGCCAAACCAAAAGAGAUGACAAAACCAACAGUGACAGUACAGACAAACCCUACACCCAAAACACUAGACUCAAAGCCUAUACCCAAAACACUACACACAAACUCCAGACCAAAAACACAACAGACAAACCAUACACCCAAAACACAACAGACAAAACCUACACCCGAAACACAACUGACAAAGCCUACACCUGAAACACAACUGACAAAGCCUACACCUGAAACACAACUGACAAAACUUACACCCAGAACACAACAGACAAAACCUUCACCCAAAACACAACAGACAAAACCUACAGCCAAACUAGCAGUGCCAAAACACACAAUGAAGCUGACACAGACUACCAAGAGUAUCAAGACAAAGACAGUGAAACAUCAAAAGAAAGACAAAAUAAAUGAGAGGAAAGGUAAACCUCUGAAAAAGGACAACAAAACCAAAGAGACAAAACAGGAAAAGAAGGAGGGCACAAAUCCGGCAUACUUCCCCUACUUCAAAGACAGCUACUGUCCACCGGAGUGUGCCUGCUAUGGACGAGUGGUCCAGUGUUCCGACAAGGGGGUGGAGAAGGUUCCGUACGGCAUCCCUUAUAACUCCCGCUACAUCCUCCUGAUGAACAACCGCAUCGACAGCAUUCAGCUGGACCUGCUCAAUGAGUACCUGUCCAUGGAGUUCCUGGUGCUCAGCAACAACCGGCUGACAGACGGCUCCAUCGAGGGGGCCUUCGAGGGCAUCCCAGCCCUGAGGCGGCUCUACCUGGACCGGAACCUACUGGAGAGCGUGCCCACAGACCUGCCCGCCUCCCUGGAAGAGCUACGUCUGGAUAACAACCAGCUGAACGUGAUGUCGGAGGGAGCCUGGGCCCACUGCCCUGGCCUGCUGGUCCUCAGCCUCAGCAACAACAGCCUGGGGAAUGGGAACGAUACUCUCCCCGCCAGUGUGCUCUCACCUCUGGGCAGCCUGCGCACCCUCAGCCUGGACCGCAACCGGCUGGCCUCGGUGCCUCUGGGCUUACCGCUAUCUAUCAGGGAGUUGUACCUCCGUGGCAACCUUAUCCAGAAGUUCCCAGGGGAGGCCUUCAUGGGCACCUCAGAGCUGGUGAUUCUGGAUUUGAGCGCUAACCGGCUAACCAACCAUGGCCUGCUCAGGGAGUCCCUCGUCAACGCCACCCACCUGGAGAGCCUCAACUUAGAGGGCAACCAGCUCAAGAAGGUACCCCGCCAUCUCCCCUCUUCCCUCAAAACCCUCAACCUGGAGGGCAACCUCAUCUCCUCCGUGGGCAAAGCCUCCUUCCUCCACCUCCCCCACCUGGAGCACCUGGGCCUGGCCAGUAACAAGAUAGCCAGGGUGGCCUCGGGGGCUUUCAGGGCGCUGCCUGUUCUGCACCAACUGGACCUGUGUCACAACGCCCUGAGCCAGGUGCCCAGGCAGCUGCCCCGGGGGCUACACACAACAAGAUCCACUCAGUGCCCCGCGACGCCUUCUGCUGGGGGGGUUCAGACCCCGGCCUCAGCAGCCUGGUGCUGGUGCAGCUGGAGCACAACCUCAUAGACCUGGGCCACCUGGACGCAAAAGCCUUCCACUGCCUCAGAGGCUUCCAGGUGGUACACUUCUACUGAGCUGCAGUCUAUAGAAUCCUGCAGGACAGUCAAACUGCAAGUAUAGAUUAUAAACAAUCCCACAACUGAAACCAAUUGCUGUGUUUUUUCUGUUCAACCUGAAAGUCCGUUGGGCUCUAAAAUGGCGGUAAAAUGUUCUGCAAUACACAGAGAAACAAACAUCAUGUCGGGAGCUGAUUUUGAUUCAACAUUACAAGAUAACAAUGCAAGAUGGCCAGUUGAGUGAACUUGGAUCUCAAUGUGGAUAGCUAUACUGUACUGUAUGCCGUCGCUUGGGUAAAGCUGUGAUUGAUGGAAGCCAUGGUGUUCAGAGAAAAUACUUACUGGAACCGCUUCCAUGAAGUCUGUGUUGAAAGACUAUGGCCUACUUAAAGGUCAAUGAUGCCACGUACAGUUGAAGUCAAAAGAAUGUGAAAUCAGAAUAAUAGUAGAGAUAAUUAUUUAUUUCAGCUUUUAUUUCUUUCAUCACAUUCCCAGUGGAUCAGAAGUUUACAUACAGCACACUCAAUUAG
This is a messenger RNA of Oncorhynchus mykiss (rainbow trout), 3574 nucleotides long. RefSeq lists its product as uncharacterized. Lineage: Eukaryota; Metazoa; Chordata; Actinopteri; Salmoniformes; Salmonidae. The record is from RefSeq and is a predicted model, not a curated record. Gene Ontology annotation, molecular function: protein binding.